Messenger RNA from Aspergillus mulundensis, 1080 nucleotides. RefSeq names its product WD40 repeat domain-containing protein. Gene Ontology annotation, cellular component: catalytic step 2 spliceosome. Gene Ontology annotation, molecular function: RNA binding; protein binding. Lineage: Eukaryota; Fungi; Ascomycota; Eurotiomycetes; Eurotiales; Aspergillaceae. Bases 1 to 1080 code for a protein of 359 amino acids. The transcript is spliced from 5 exons. The record is from RefSeq and is a predicted model, not a curated record.
AUGUCCGGUGAGAAGCGACCGGCGCAAGCGGCCUUCGGCUCCUCCAGCCAAUUGGUUGUGAAGCGAAAGAAGUCAGAUGCUGCACUCAAUGAUAGCACAGCCGUUGUAAAGAGCUCAACGCAGAAUGGAAGUCUCGUACAAGCAGUUCCCCGCACCAGUGGCCUUGAUGCGCCGAUCAUGGAGCUCACAGGUCACUCUGGCGAAAUUUUUGCCGCUCGAUUCGAUCCGACGGCGCUAUACAUUGCAUCAGGUUCCAUGGAUCGAUCUAUAUUACUCUGGAAUACUUAUGGAAAAUGCGAAAAUUAUGGCAUCUUAUCUGGUCACAAAGGCGCGGUUCUUGACCUGCAAUGGUCGCGAGACUCCAAAACGAUAUUCUCCGCAUCGGCCGAUAUGACGCUUGCAAGCUGGGAUAUAGAAUCUGGCCAGAGGAUUCGGCGAUACAUGGGUCAUGAAGAGGUCAUAAACUGUCUCGAAACCAGCAAGAGGGGCCAAGAAAUGCUGGUCAGCGCUAGCGACGAUGGUACGAUAGGGAUCUGGGACCCGAGGCAAAAAGAGGCAAUUGAAUAUUUGGAGACGGAACUACCUAUUACCGCGGUGGCACAGUCUGAAGCUGGAAAUGAGAUAUUUAGCGGAGGCAUUGACAACACAAUUCAUGUUUGGGACAUUCGAAAGAAAGCCAUAGUUUAUUCCAUGGCCGGACACAUGGAAACUAUUACCUCUCUCGAGAUUUCACCGGACUCGCAGACUCUUCUGUCCAACUCCCUCGACUCAACGGUACGCACUUGGGAUAUCCGACCUUUCGCGCCAACCAACCGCCAUAUUAGGACAUAUGACGGCGCCCCGGCCGGUCUAGAAAAGAAUCUUAUCCGGGCGACCUGGAAUCCGGCGGGUGACAAGAUCGCAGCGGGAAGCGGUGAUCGAAGUGUUGUGGUUUGGGACUUCAAGACCGGAAAGCUUCUAUACAAGCUUCCCGGACACAAGGGCACUGUAAACGAUGUGCGAUUCACGCCAAAUAAUGAGCCUAUCAUUGUUUCCGCAUCGUCCGACAGGAACUUGAUGUUAGGUGAAUUGGGCAAAUGA